Marmota monax (woodchuck) is the source of this 1748-nucleotide messenger RNA. It is a transcript of the gene Spsb3, whose product is annotated as splA/ryanodine receptor domain and SOCS box containing 3. Gene Ontology annotation, cellular component: SCF ubiquitin ligase complex. The record is from RefSeq and is a predicted model, not a curated record. NCBI's taxonomy places the organism in Eukaryota, Metazoa, Chordata, Mammalia, Rodentia, Sciuridae. The coding region runs from base 302 to 1432 and encodes 376 amino acids. The transcript is spliced from 7 exons. Gene Ontology annotation, molecular function: protein binding. Gene Ontology annotation, biological process: proteasome-mediated ubiquitin-dependent protein catabolic process.
GAACAAUGGCAAGCCCUGAGCAGACUUAAAAUGGUACCGGAAAGCCCAUGACUGUAGUGUGUGGAGCGGGAGGAGCUGAGCAGAGGAGCUGUGCGGAGCCUGUGGUCCCCCGUGAGCGAGGACUCUCCAGGUGUGGCAGGAAGGGGGAGUGUCAGGGUGGAUGACUGCUGUGUUUCUGGCAUGAGGAACCCGAGGUCGGGGACUCCACUUGUCUAGCUGGACCGUGUGGAGGAGGAGCAAGUCUGCUGUGAGAGGCCUGGGGCCUCUGUGCCUAUGUGGACUGAGAGGUGCCGUCAGAAUCAUGGGUGUCUGGGUGGCAUUUCAUACCGUCUGCCUUGGUUUGAUCAAGGUGCUAAGACUCUGGACCCAGGUCCUCUCUAGCAUGGCCAGACGUCCGAGGAGUAGCAGGGCAUGGCAUUUUGUCUUGAGCGCAGCCCGCCGGGAUGCUGAUGCCCGGGCUGUGGCCCUGGCAGGCACCACUAACCGGGGCUAUGACUCUGAUGGGCAGCACAGUGACUCCGAUUCUGACCCUGAGUCCUCGUCCCUGCCACCAUCCAUCCCCAGUGCUGUGCCUGUGACAGGGGAGUCCUUCUGUGACUGUGAGAGCCAGAGCGAGGCCCCCUUCUGCAGCAGCCCACAUACCACGCACCGUGGCAAGGACUGCCGCUGUGGAGAAGAGGAUGAGUACUUUGACUGGGUCUGGGAUGACCUGAAUAAGUCCUCAGCUGCCCUGCUAAGCUGUGACAACCGCAAGGUCAGCUUCCAUAUGGAGUAUAGCUGUGGUACCGCAGCCAUCCGGGGCACCAAGGAGCUGGGGGAUGGCCAACACUUCUGGGAAAUUAAGAUGACCUCACCUGUCUAUGGCACUGAUAUGAUGGUGGGCAUUGGGACGUCAGACGUGGACCUGGACAAGUACCAUCACACCUUCUGCAGCCUGCUUGGCAGGGACGAGGACAGCUGGGGCCUCUCCUACACGGGGCUCCUCCACCAUAAGGGUGACAAGACCAGCUUCUCAUCACGGUUUGGCCAAGGCUCCAUCAUUGGUGUGCACCUGGAUGCCUGGCACGGGACGCUGACUUUCUUUAAGAACAGGAAAUGCAUAGGAGUGGCAGCCACCAGACUGAGGAACAGGAGGUUCUACCCAAUGGUGUGCUCCACAGCGGCCAGAAGCAGCAUGAAGGUGAUCCGUGCCUGUGCCACCGCCACCUCCCUGCAGUACUUGUGCUGCUCCCGCCUGCGCCAGUUGCGCCCUGACUCAGGGGACACCCUUGAGGGCCUGCCCCUGCCACCUGGUCUCAAGCAGGUGCUGCGUGACAAGUUGGGCUGGGUCUUGAGCAUGAACUGCAGUCGGCGCAAGCCCCCAGCGUCCCCACCUGGUACCCCCAGCCUAGAGGCCAGGCCCUGCCGAAGGAAGAGGUGCCGACGGACCUGACUUGUUUGUUUUCUGACAAAAACUGCCUUCUUGGGCUGGGAAGGCCACUCCGUUCCUCCCUCCUUGCCACCCUGCAGGGCAGAAGAGGUGGACCAAGGUCUGAUGGGGGCUGUCCUAUCUCUCCUAAGGCCAGAACAGUCCCUUCUGUAGGGGAUCCAGAGCCGCUGGCGCUUCCUGGCCCUGGGGCCCUGCUCUUCUUCUAGCUCACUCUGCAUGUCGUCCACUGCCGUUCCCAUCACACAGACCCCAAUGACUGUGACAAAUGUGGGAUUUAUGUCUUACACAGCUCUGAGAUUAAAGACUCUGCCAGGCCUGG